UGGUCUUCUGUGACUGGCUCCUUCAUUUACCGUAAUAUUUUCAAGGCUCAUCCGUGUUGCAGCAUGUAUCAGUACUUCAUUCCUGUUUAUUGCCAAAUAAUAUUCCACAGCAUGGGUACCCCACAUUUUGUUUAUCUGUUUAUCAGCUUUACAGACACGCAGUUGCUUCCACCUUUGGCUAUCACAAAUAAUGCUGUUAUGAACACUCAAGUGCAUGUUUCUGUGUGGACGUGUUUUCCCUUCUCUUGGGUAAAUCAAUACCAAGUAGUGAAGGGACUGGGUGUCAGAUGGUGACUUCACGUGUAACACUCUGAGGGACUGCCAGACUGCAAAGCCACGUCUACAGCAGCUGCACCAUGUCCCAUUCCCACCAGUAGUGUGAGGAGGUUCCCAUUUCUCCACAGCCUCAGCAUCACCUACUCUCUGUGCCCUUGUCAUCGCCAUCCUAGUGAGUGUGAAAUAAUAUCUCGCUGUGAUUUUUAUCUUAAUUUCCCUUAUGGUUAAUGUUGGGCUUCUUGUUCAUGUGUCUAUUGGCCAUUUGUAUACCUCCUUUAGAGAAAGGUCUAUUCAGGUUCUUUGCCCAUUUUUAAUUGAGAAGGGGUGAGAAUAGAAAUUGUUCGGCAACAACACUGAUUCAAGCAACACUGAUUGACUACUGUAUAUUGUAAAAAGUUAAAAGGUAAACUGAGGAAAUAUUGACCACAAAAAUAUAUAAAUGAUUACUAUUUCAAUAAGUUUUAUGAAUCAAUAAGAGACAUAUUAAGACCCUCAAAUAACAAUGUGAAUAAACAAAUAAUUCCCAGAAGAGAAAAACACUGAUAACCAAAUGUUUAAGCCUUGCUGGGAAGCAAAGAGUCUAAUUAGAGCACCACUACCACUCCUGAAGUGGCAAGCACUUACUUAGAAUCACAGCGCCCAGUACUAGUGAUGGUUGGCAGUUCCUUCUAAGAAGAGCAAAUUACUCAGCUAGCCUCCUCCCAUCGCUCGCGUCCCUUCCCUCCUUGUGAGGUAGGUACGAUUAUCCCCGUUUUGCUGAUGCACAGAGACUUGGAAGUCCCUAACUUGCCCACCAUAACUUGCCAUACUGUGGAGGCCGAGCGCUGCUUCGCUGCAGGUGGGUGUGUAAGUGAAUACACAACCUUGUUGGAGAGCAGUUGGGAAACAGAUCAACAUAUAAAAAAUGUUCAUUCCCCUUCACUUAGUAAUUCUACUUUCGAGAAUCCGUGCCUAAGGAAACAACUACAGAGGUGCCAUUUUGCGUUCUGCAGCGCGUGUGAAAUGACAGCACAGCUGUUCUGAUGUGGGGCUAGGGUCGCGUCACAACGUGCCUUUGUGAUGCGGAAUGUCGAUGCAAGUUAGCUCAUAAUUAUAACGCAAAGUGAAAAGAGGUACCAACUUUCUGUACGAUAUGCAACAUAUAGACCGUGAUUUCCUGGCUGGCGGGAUUGUGGUUUUGCUUUCCUCAUCCUUUUCUGGUUUUCUACAAUCAGAACUUACUAAUUUUAUAAUCAGGAAGAAAGAAAAGCUACGGUCUUCCAGUCUGCUGUGUGCGUUUGAUGCUGAGUUUUCAGGAGUAUGGGCCCGGGGAAAUUGGGCUGGCAGGCCUGGCAGGAGCCGGGUCCCUCACGGGCGCCCGGGCGGCUCGGUUGCCGGAUUGGCUCCGGGCGGCCUGGGAGGCGCUAGCCUCGCCCCCACCCCGCCCCCAACGCGAGUCGUUGCUGGCGGGCCAGACUUUGGGGGCACAGCGAUGCCUUUCAGUGAGCUCACAGCCUCCGCCAUCAACACGUGCCUCUAUGAAGCCGGCUCAGAGAGUCUCCACGCAGCUCACCUGGAGAAACUCUCAAUCCAAACAUCCCAGCCUGGUCGGUGAGUGGGACCAGAGGGAUGUGGGGAACUAUUCCGAGUUGUUCGCAGCUGCCUUGGGCAACCUGGAAUGGUUGCGUUUCUGCCUGAAUCAGGACGGUGGGGAAAUCCCGACAGAUAACAAGGGGUUCACUGCCAUCCACUUUGCAGCCCAAAGCGGCAAGCUUGAAUGCCUGCAGGUCUUGAUAGAGGAGUACAAGUUUCCUGUGGACCUGCCCACCAACAAUGGCCAGACACCACUGCACCUUGUCAUCCGCAAGGAAAACAAGACCAUGGUCCUCCCCUGCAUCUACUAUCUGCUUAAGCACGGGGCGGCCCUCAACACUCAGACAUGCAACGGCUCCACACCCCUGCAUCUGGCGGCCCGGGAGGGCCUGCUGAGCUGUGUGAAGGUCCUGGUGACAAAGGGCGCCAAUGUCCAUGCCCAAGAUGUCGUGGGCUGCAAACCCAUCGACUACUGCAAAAUACGGAACCACCGUGUCUGCGCUCGGUUCUUGAAGGAUGCCAUGUGGAAACGGGACAAGAAGGACUUUGCCUGUGAAAUGGGGAAACUGAAGAAGCUCAAAGGCCGGCUGGUCCUCAUGGAACAGGACUACCUGAGUGAGCAUCAAAAAGAACACCAAAUUCUGAGAGAAGCUGAUUUCAAAAAGUGGCUCCACCGCAAGCUACAGCCCCGAGACCAAUCUCUGAUCCACAACGCUGAGCAAGAGCCACAGGCCCCACGCUGGACCAUCCCUCUCUCCAAGACCCCCAAACCUCCCAAGAGAUUCCACCCCUCCUUGGAGAUGCGCCUGCAACAGAUUCCACAGCCCGAGACUCAGCCUUCGGUGACACCCACACCCGUCUACAAGAAGCCCAUAGUCAGGAGGCCCAAGUUGUGGGAUAUUAGCAACAACCCUGCCACAUCCCCCACAACCCAGAUCGGCUUCCCGCAGGGCAUCCGCCUGGGUGUGCACCCAGAUCCCAGCCUGGAGCACGACUUCCGCAGGUUCCUCAAGGUCAGGUCUGACGGGCACGGUGGUGCGCGGUUGUGCACGGUGGCUGGCAAGCAGGUGGCACCUGUGCCUCGGCUGCCUUUGGAGGUGAUAGUCCGAGAGCUGUACCCUCAAGUGCGGCCGUGCAGGAUGAAGGUGCCCCAGGGCUUCCGCCCCAUCAGCAUGAGGGACGUGGCCCGGAAGCGGUACUUGGGUGACAGCACCUUCUGGACCGACACACUGGCCAUGAACCUGCGCGAGACAUUUGACGAAGCCUUCCUGGCAGCAGUGCGAGCUCAUCAGGGGCUCCCCAUUGUGCCCUCCCCCGAACCCCUCUCAUAAACUCGUAUUGGUAGCCUCUCCUCGACCUGAGGCAGGCCAGUGCAGGCUGAGGUGUGGCCAUUCAUGUUGCAGACAGGGAACAUGGGGAAGAGCGCCCAUAAGCUUCCUAUUCCCAAAUUCCAAGACCAGAGCCCCUGCCCCCCAACAAAAGCCCAGAUCCCAGGUCCCUCUUCUCUCCACAAAGAAAUCUUUGGGACACCAUCCCCAAGAGAUUCAAAUUAGGACAGGAGCCCAAAGCUCAGAGUAGGGGGGUCAGUCUCUAUCCCAGGCCCUAGCAUUGUGAAAGUAACACUUGGUGUCCCCUUUGCUCCCCUUGCCCACAAAUGGCCCACCAAGGACAGGCUUUCAGGAUGAGGAACCACUGGGAAAUCCUGCCUCUUGUUCAGACUAAGCCCUACUGCAGGCCCUAAGCCUCAUGCUUCGUCUCCAGAUCCAGAAUGGGGUGGAGGCAACUAAUGUAUCACCCUGCCAUGGGCUUCCCUGCCUCUGGGGAAUGCUGCCGUGCUUCCUGCAGGUCAGGGAGGCACAGGUGGCACCGCUGGGGGCAGGCAGGGAGGACCUAUGGCUUCAACUGGAGACCGUGAUAGCACGUGGACUUCCCCCAGGAAGCUAGCCCACGUCCCCUGCUAUCUGCUGUACAAAUCACUACACAUCAUUCAUUAAACAAACCUUUAUUAAA
This is a messenger RNA of Phyllostomus discolor (pale spear-nosed bat), 3858 nucleotides long. It is a transcript of the gene ANKRD53, whose product is annotated as ankyrin repeat domain 53. Lineage: Eukaryota; Metazoa; Chordata; Mammalia; Chiroptera; Phyllostomidae. Gene Ontology annotation, cellular component: spindle pole. Gene Ontology annotation, molecular function: protein binding. The record is from RefSeq and is a predicted model, not a curated record. The coding region runs from base 1557 to 3179 and encodes 540 amino acids. The transcript is spliced from 6 exons. Gene Ontology annotation, biological process: positive regulation of microtubule polymerization; regulation of mitotic cytokinesis; mitotic metaphase chromosome alignment.